Messenger RNA from Metopolophium dirhodum (rose-grain aphid), 612 nucleotides. RefSeq lists its product as uncharacterized. NCBI's taxonomy places the organism in Eukaryota, Metazoa, Arthropoda, Insecta, Hemiptera, Aphididae. The record is from RefSeq and is a predicted model, not a curated record. Bases 106 to 612 code for a protein of 168 amino acids. The transcript has 2 exons.
CAACAUUAUUAAAUAAUCUUCACCGUUUACUAUUUUCAUUCUGUAUAAUAAUAAGAUCUUUUCAAUUUCAUUAACUAUUGUCAACAUUAUUAUCUACAACUUGUCAUGUGUUUUAAUGAAGGCUUUCACACGAUGAUGAUGUCGGCGUCACGGUUACUCUUGACGGUGGUUUUGGUGUCUUCGGCGACGGCGGUGGUGUCGUACUACCCGACGGAUCUCGCGCUCCAGGAUAGCAAUCUGAAGGACCGGUUGAAGGCGCAACAGGACGGCGGAAAAGCGGACGACGGCCUCGCGGUGGCGUACUUACCAGCCUACGUGAUACCCGACGGGUCGCCGGUGGACCCGUGCGUGACAUGCAGGCCUCGUCGGACCACGCACAAUUGCCGGCGAAUCACUGGGGACAGGUGUCCGGGUCGAUCUAGCCCGACCUGCACAACGAAACGCUGCAGUACACCUCAAUCCCCAACCGGAUCUAAGAAAUGCUUCAGCAGCUCUACGUUGUACCCUAGUUCUGCUGCAGCUUCCUUGUACUCCGCCGCUGGAGACACGGCGAAAAGCAGCCCUCCUUCUUCCAUCACCCACGUCAAACCAAACCGGAAUGAUGGACCGUAA